AUGGAGGAAUUCACAACAGAAACAGACGAAGAAACAUCAUCGGGUUUCAGUGAUAAUACUACAAUGACUCCUGAUUCCAAUGAUUUAACAUUGAUAGUCACGGAAUAUGAUGAUUCAGAUAAUUCAACUGACUUCUCUAUGGAGGAAAGCUCAUCAGAAACAGACGAAAUAAUAUCAUUGAGUAUCAGAGAUGCUUCAGAGAAUUCCGAUUACUUCGGAUUACCACUACCAAUCACGAAACUAAAUGGUUCAGCCAAUUUAACUCUAUUCAACUUCACUGAUCCUGAAACCAGUUUAUUUGAUACUUGGAUUGAAGUAUCAGAUACAGUUCGAAUGGAAGGGAGAUCAAUAGCUACACUCGUACUAUUUCAACCAUAUGAUUAUCAAUCAGCAAUAUUUUUCUAUCUACUCAAUCCACAACCAGAUGGAUCAGCUUUUGCUGGGAUUGACUAUGAAUUAGAUUCUUGGAAUUUAUCAGAUUACAAAGGCAUUAUAAUUGAUCUACAUAGACAAGGUGAAAAUCCGAAUUUCAAAUUGAUAUUCUAUGGCAACUGUUCGGAAAUAUUCACAUGUCAAUCAUACGAAUCAUUUUUCGAGACAUCUGGUCAACGGCAACAAAUAGAACUACCGUUUAGUUCAUUUAAACCAUAUUUCCGUGGAGAACCGAAACCCGAGUUACCGCCUUUAGAUAUAACCCAACUAUCACGUAUCGGUAUACAAGCAUACGGUGGCGUUUUUGCAGAUAAGCGGCAAUCCGGUCCAGGCUCUAUCGAGUUAUUCACAAUUUCAGCAUAUAAAGAAGCUUAAAUUUCAGUCUAAAGAAGCUGAAUUUAUGAAUGUUUCACACUAUAUGAUUUGCUGUACUGAUACGUUGUAUGAUUUUUUACAAGUUUGAUAAGACUAGUUUAGACAAUAAAUGAUAUAUUCUAAA
Molecule: messenger RNA, 931 nt
Organism: Schistosoma turkestanicum
Lineage: Eukaryota; Metazoa; Platyhelminthes; Trematoda; Strigeidida; Schistosomatidae
Source: the annotation of a GenBank genome assembly